GUUUCGCUAGCUCGUUCCAACCAUUGUGAAUAUUCAACAACCGUUCGCGUUGGUGCGAGAGUGGUCUUCUCCAGUGGAAGGUGUUAAUUGUGGCUGCGAGCAUUUUUGCGUUUCGCGAGCGAGCCAGGAUUGCUCAAUUCAAGUGUUGUUAAAACCUGGAAGUCGAAAUCCGGUGAGCAGGGGUUUUCCCCGUCGAAGCAAAAUAAAGGGAUGAAUGCUGUUUGCAUAGUCGAAUUAGGUCACUUCAGUGAUCGAGGUGUGGUGAAUCUCGGCAGAAGUGAUUUGAGAAUAAAAUGAAACAAAUCUGAUUCAAGUGGUAAUCGCAGCUGUGGGGCCAAACCGUGAAUGUGAGAAGUUUAACAGUGGCAAAUCGCAUGAGCAUGCAACAGUUCUGUGCAAAUCGCGCAACUUUACAUGGUCUCACUUUGAAUCAACGGUUAGAUGCGGAAGUUAACCCGAACCUCAAACAACCAGAUCGUAGUGCAGAAGAGCAGAAUCAAGAGAAGACAAUUACAGUGUUAUAAACUUGGAAACUUCAAUCGGACUCAUUUUCGGCGGAAACGAGCCUAGCCAGCAACGGCAGCAAGGUUUAGGGCGAAGGUUGUUGAUUUUAUAGCUUUCACCCGUCAUUGUGGUCAUUUCGGAAUAUCUACUGACGUUCAUCGGGCAGCGCAUUCUCGAAACAGGAAGCAAUUAUCGAACGGGCGGCGAUUGAACGCAAAGAGCAGCAAACACGAACAUGCACGCGUGGCUUUUUGUCCUCGCGGUGCUGGCGAUUCUACAGGGUGUAACGCAAGUCGCUAGCACCGACGGUCAAUUCACCACUCCUGCCCUCUCAACCUCCAUCAGCACAUUCUUCACAACGACGGCCAGCAGUAGUAGUAGCAGGAGUAGUGGCAGCAACGGAAGCAGCAACAGUAUCAGUGCCAGCAGUAUCCCAGAUGGUCAUCAGCCACUGGCAGCAGCAACCGCCGAGAAGGCGCUCAGUGACAGUGGUAUGGCGCAAAGUGAGCCAAAGGUGGACGAAGAUAGUAUAGAAAAACUACAUCGAGAAGAGGACGAAGAAAUAGAGAACACCGUGCACCAACCGGUCGCGAGUGAACUGCAUCUACAGGUGCAAACCCACAGUAGUGAUAGUGACAGCCUAGAUCUUAGCAAUAGUGAUAGCAGUAGUAGUGAUAGCAGUACUAGCCCUAGCCGUCGUAAACUCGAUCCUGCAACACUAGUCCAUUUCGCGAGUAUGUUCGGUUUUUCCACACGAAGACCAAAAAUCGAUAGAUCUAAGGUGGUGAUACCGGAAGCGAUGAAGAAGCUGUACGCCGAGAUCAUGGGCGUCGGUCAGGUCGAUUCCGUCCACGUGCCAAAGAGGGGCCUCAGCACGCGCAACGCCAACACCGUGCGGAGUUUCACCCAUGAAGAAAGCCAUAUAGACGAGCGCUUCAAGCAUCACCACCGCUUCCGGUUGAUGUUCAACGUGACGGACAUCCCGCUGGGUGAAAAGCUGCGAUCAGCGGAACUCACACUGAACCGAGACGCCAUCGAAGACCAGCGGUACCGAACCGUGCAACAUCAGGUGCUGGUUUACGACAUCGUGCGGCUUGGUAUCAAGGGCAAGCGGGCCCCUACGUACUUGCUGGUCGACAGCAAAACGGUCAAAAUUAACGAAACCGGUCCGAUCAGUGUGGAUGUGCUGCCAGCUGUUGACCGGUGGCUGCGACAUCCGAAACAAAACCAUGGACUCUUCAUUCAGGUUAUCGGCAAAAGCAAACGGAAGCCUCAAGCUGUACCGCAGCACGAGCAUGUCCGGUUGCGGCGGAGUACCGACGAAAGCCACGACAAAUGGGUGAAGAAACAGCCGCUGCUGUUCACGUACACCGAUGACGGACGCCACAAACAGCAGCGAUCUAUACGGGAUGCAAACCGUAAUCGACGAAAUCGACGAAGAAAGAACGGCAACGAAGCCUGUCAGCGGCGGUCAUUUUACGUAGACUUCAGUGAUGUUGGCUGGAGUGACUGGAUUGUGGCUCCACCGGGAUAUGACGCUUACUUCUGCGAAGGAGAAUGCCAGUUCCCGAUUGCCGAUCAUCUGAACACGACGAAUCACGCGAUCGUUCAAACGCUGGUCAACUCGAUCAAUCCCAGCCUGGCACCGAAGGCCUGCUGCGUGCCCACACAGCUGUCCUCCAUCUCGAUGCUCUAUCUGAACGAGCAGAACAAAGUGGUCCUGAAGAACUAUCAGGACAUGACCGUAGUCGGAUGUGGUUGUCGUUGAAUACAGCCGCUUGUAAAUUGUGUGAAAUUGUAUUAUACUAAGCUGAGCGGGUGUCCUCUUAAAGAAGAUACCGGCGAAUCGACCAGGUCGUAGGUUAUAGAGUGCACUGUAGAGCGAAAAAAUGAAGGUUUGUGGUCUAGCUUUCGAUGAAUGUUACGUAAAUUUAUUCCUAUAUUAGAAGAAGGGCUAGUAUAUGAAGAAGAAAACAAAAUUUCGUUUGUGAGAGACACGAGUACGAAUUCGAAUGGCUGUGUGAUUUGUAAAAAUAAGUGUGAGUGCGCGAUCGAUGAUAGGAACUCGGUUUUGCUGUUUCGUUUAGCUAAAAUAAAACCCAGUGCUGGCAAAAACUUGUACAAAAACUUUAUCUUCAAUAUUUAAGAAACAUUACACUAAAACCUCAAACGCAAGCCAUAGCGAAGCCUGUUCUGUAAAUAUAAGCAUAAUUGAAAGGCUAGCUAAUAUAUUCUACUAAAUCCCAAAAAUCUCUGUAAAAUGCAAAAACACAAACGAUCACGUAACAAAAUAAAUAUCAUUAUUACUAGGCGAUUCUUUAAUAGCAUAAACAUACAAUAUUUGCUGGAAGGUUGUUUUAACAUUAUUUUUUUUAACUUCGGUAUCGUAAGGCAAAAAGUAUUAGGAGAUUUAUUCAACAGGAUCAGAUUGCGUGGGUCAGACAGUAUGAAUAGUUCAUAGUGAAAGUGUAAUGAGUUUUUAGCAAACAGACAACCAUAGUAGUAAUCUAUACUGUUUAUACUAUUCACACCUAUACUGUUUAUUACUGUUUUAUAUUUGUAAAUUUGUGUAAUAUAAUAGUACCUGUAUUUGAGAAAAAGUAUUUAUUACAUAA
Molecule: messenger RNA, 3119 nt
Organism: Sabethes cyaneus
Lineage: Eukaryota; Metazoa; Arthropoda; Insecta; Diptera; Culicidae
Product: protein decapentaplegic-like
Exons: 3
Coding region: 740-2272 (510 amino acids)
Biological process (GO): BMP signaling pathway; SMAD protein signal transduction
Cellular component (GO): extracellular region
Molecular function (GO): cytokine activity; growth factor activity
Source: RefSeq, a predicted model, not a curated record